AUGUCUCAAUUUGAGUCUCCGAUACCUCUAUCGGAGAUAGAAACAGUUUUGACAUGGGUUGAUACUUUUAACCUUUCAAGGCCUACAAAGAAGAUCAACAGAGAUUUUUCUGAUGCUGUUCUCCUAGCAGAAAUCCUCAAUGUCCACUAUCCGAAGCUUGUCGAGAUGCACAACUACCCUCCUCGCAACAGUCACUCACUCAAGCUCAAUAACUGGAUGACCCUCAACAGGAAAGUGCUGAAGAAGCUCAAGCUGAACCUCUGUCUGAACACUAUGGAACAACUCGCCAAUUCUUCUUCUGGGGUCAUUGAGAGAGUACUCGUAAUGGUGCGUGAUAAAAUUCGUCGCGAUGAGGAGGCGAACAAGGCAUCCAAAGACGAGGGCACGAACAUGUCAAGUGGCGGUAGUUACUAUGAAGCAUGUGGGGAUGAUGAACACAUUUUGGUGGUUCCUGUCAAGACAAGGAUCAACGGUGUGUUGGAGACGUUGCAACAGAAGGUCGUGAGCUACGACACCUACUGUACUCUCAAAGAGGAGUUAAAAGAUGCUUAUAGUGCCACUGAAGUCCUGAAACAGAAGGUAGAACAUCUGGACAAUCUACUUAAACUUAAAGAAGAAAGAAUAAAUGAGCUACAAAAUCAAUUAGAAAGAAAACAAACUAGACGGAAGGAGGCUGAAGCCUUACAAAAUACCUUAUCUGUCCCUUUCGAAACUAACUUGAUGUCCACCGACUGUCUCAUCAAUUCUCCAAUGAGAACACCUUCUCUAAAAACUUUAGAUACAAAAGUUAAAGGUGAAGAAAGUAAAAUAAAAAUAGAAGAAAUUAAAACUAAAGAGGAAGAAUCUAAUAUUAAGGCCAGUGAAUCUAAAACUAAAGCUGACGAAGCUAACAUUAGGCCACCAAUCUCUAAACCCAAAGUGGAUGAAUCGAGUUUUAAAUCCAUCGAAUCGAAGACUAAAAUCGAUGAAUCUAACACAAGAGCUACUGAAUCUAAAACCAGUAUUGAAGAUACUAAAAUUAGAACUGUUGAUUCAAAACCUCGAGUUGAAGAGAAUACUAUCCGACUCCUAGAUUCAAAAACUAAAGUUGAAGAAUCCCGAAUACCAGUUCUGAAAAGUCAUUCUAAGCCUUGUUUAAACGAUGUACACAAUGCACUUGAUUCAUCAAUCAGUAAUAGGAGUCUAAAUAUUACUGUUACUAAUAUGAAAUAUGAUAUUUUUAAAGAUACAGAGAAUGUCAAUGAUAAAUAUGAGUUAAACACAGAUCAUGAAGAAGAAUUCAAAGACAGUGUAGGAGAUAUAAUAACAAUAGAGGAAACUGUACAAAAGGAGAUUAAUAACAUUAUAAAUCAGAAACAGCCUAUGUACCAAAGUCCUGACUAUGUUUAA
This is a messenger RNA of Arctia plantaginis, 1389 nucleotides long. NCBI's taxonomy places the organism in Eukaryota, Metazoa, Arthropoda, Insecta, Lepidoptera, Erebidae. The record is from the annotation of a GenBank genome assembly.